Molecule: messenger RNA, 1146 nt
Organism: Paraphaeosphaeria sporulosa
Lineage: Eukaryota; Fungi; Ascomycota; Dothideomycetes; Pleosporales; Didymosphaeriaceae
Product: polygalacturonase
Exons: 5
Coding region: 1-1146 (381 amino acids)
Biological process (GO): pectin catabolic process
Cellular component (GO): extracellular region
Molecular function (GO): polygalacturonase activity
Source: RefSeq, a predicted model, not a curated record
AUGGUAUUCGUGUUUCCUGCCCUCCUGGCUUCCUUGGCCGUCCUAGGCAAUGCUUCGCCUGUAGCCCAGCCAGCCAUAACUCCGGCUCCAAAGGCCCCUGUUGCCAAGCGUGCUACCAGCUGUACCUUUUCGGGGUCUAAUGGUGCUGCAUCCGCAAGUGCGAGUCAGACAGCGUGCUCGACCAUCGUGCUGUCCAAUGUCGCCGUUCCGUCUGGCGUGACCCUGGAUUUGUCGAAGCUUCCUGAUGAUACUUCGGUCAUCUUCCAAGGCACCACCACCUGGGGCUACAAAGAAUGGGCCGGACCCCUCCUCCAAAUCCAAGGUACCGGGAUCAAAAUCUCCGGUGCCUCAGGCGCGCUCCUCAACCCCGACGGUGCCCGUUGGUGGGACGGCGGAGGCGGCAGCAGUGGAAAGACCAAGCCGAAGUUCUUUGCCGCUCACAAUCUAAUCAGCUCGUCCAUCACCAACUUGCACAUUCAGAACACGCCGGUCCAGGCUGUCAGUAUCAACGGUGCGAAUGGUCUGACUAUCACGGGCAUGACAAUCGACAGUUCUGCCGGAGACAGCCAGGGCAAGAACACCGACGGGUUCGAUAUCGGAAGCAGCACAAACGUUGUUAUUGACGGGGCGAACGUGUACAACCAGGAUGAUUGUGUGGCUAUCAACUCCGGAACUGAUAUCACAUUCCAGAACGGCGUCUGCUCUGGUGGACACGGGCUGUCGAUUGGCUCUGUAGGUGGACGUGACAACAAUGUUGUGGACACGGUGACGUUCUACAACAGCGAGGUUAAGAACUCGGUCAAUGGCAUCCGCAUCAAAGGUAUAGAGAACGACACAGGCACCAUCAAAGGCGUGACAUACAACAAGAUCACCCUCGCCUCAAUCUCAAAAUACGGCAUUCUCAUCGAGCAGAACUAUGAUGGCGGCGAUCUCGACGGCGGCACCGCUUCAUCCGGGAUUCCCAUUACCGGCUUAACCAUCGAGAACAUCUCAGGUAGCGGCGCUGUGUCGAGCUCAGGAUACGAUGUGGUUGUGACCUGCGGCAGUGGAGCUUGCACUGGGUGGACGUGGAGCAAUGUUGUGGUUACUGGUGGCAAGAAGUAUGCCAAGUGUACGAAUGUGCCGAGUGGAGUUGCAUGCUCCUGA